GGUUUCCUUUCACCCUUGGCCCUUGAGUUCCACGCAGCCACGCACCUCCUCCAACACCCUUGGCCAUGUCGAGCCGGCUACCUGGAGCUCGUUCGGGUGGCUUGACCCACCACAUCCAAGGGCCUCAUCUCAUCCCCAAUGUCGGACGAGAGGCGAUGCUGGGGGCGGAGGUGGUGCGAAGGAAACCGAAGAGCAAGGCGAAGCCCAAGGCAGAAUCCAAGGCGCCGCAGAAGAAGGAAAGCAAGAAGAAAAAGAGGACCUCUCCAUCUCACCCGCGAGCAGCUCGCCCCAGCCGCUCGAGGAGUCGCCGGAAGCGGGUUGUCUCGCUCUCGCGCGCGGGGUCGGAGCCCUCGGAGGCCCCCGAGGAGGUCCGCGAGCCGGUCCCGGUCGACGUGCUGCCGAGGGCGUCACGGAGUCCCCGGAGUCCCAGUCCGCGGAAAGUGGUCUCACGAUCGCCUGAAGCAAGACGACAGCUGAGUCGUUCUCCAGAGAUGGAUCAGUGGUCUGAAGCCCAGGCACGAGAGGCUCGCAGGAUUGAAGAAGAGAGACGACAGCUGCAGCUCUUGAAGGAAACCCAGGAGAAGCGCCGGAAGCAGGAGAACGAGCGGCGGAAGAACCUGGGAGGUGUUUUUGCCCUCUCGGCCGAUGACUUCGAGGAAGAAGAGAAGGCCAAAGUGCAGAACACUUCAGAGGAGCGGAAGGAGAAAGCGCAACUGCCGCGGGUGAGGACUUCAACUCGACCUAAAGACCGAGACCGAGACGAACGAGCUUUGUUGGAUGACGCUCCUGGCAGUGGCUUUGAGAAGUGUUGGAAGAAUUGGGACUUUGCCAAAGGUGCCGAUGAUCCAGCCGAAGUCGCGCGGCAAUUCAUGCGGGUCACCGCCGCCAAGCGUCGUGGCUAUGCGCCGCGCCGGAGCCGUAGUCGUGAGCGCUAGGACUGAGGCGGAGUCUCCAUGCAAAAGACCUGAGAUCGUUCCGUGGCAGUGGAGAAGAAAAGGACGCAUGCCAAUGCUGACAUGAAGGAACAAUGUACAUAACAAGGUGCCCUUUGGUGUCAAGAAUUUCCUG
This is a messenger RNA of Durusdinium trenchii, 1068 nucleotides long. NCBI's taxonomy places the organism in Eukaryota, Dinophyceae, Suessiales, Symbiodiniaceae. The record is from the annotation of a GenBank genome assembly.